Messenger RNA from Seminavis robusta, 1758 nucleotides. Lineage: Eukaryota; Bacillariophyta; Bacillariophyceae; Naviculales; Naviculaceae. The record is from the annotation of a GenBank genome assembly.
CGUUACACUAAGUCCACCCGGGCAGAUUGUUGGAUCUUUCACAACCCAGAUUUUUGCAGCGCUGAAGGCCACAAAUCAUUCGUCGGUGUCCACCAUCGUCUUCCUCCUUGUCGUCGUCAUCUUUUUCACCAUGGUGGUCGCCCCUACGAUUACCAAAGUCAGCAGCUCGGUGGUUGCUUCUUCGAAUACGACAGCACUGUCCAAACUGUGUCAAGCCAAUUUGGGAAUUCUCUCUCAAAAAUUGGGAUUGUUGGACGCUCUCACGGCAAAGCACGACCCUGCCACUGCCAAGGAAUUGUUUCAAACCACCUGUCCCCUCGUACAAGCAUCGGUGGGACAACAUUUUCGACACAGUCUCGAUCACAUGGAAUUGGCCGCAUCGAUUGCCGAAAAACCGGGUGGGCGUCUUCCCGAACUUCAUUACGAUUUGCGCGAACGAGGAUGUGCGAGUGAAAGUGACAUGGACGCUGCCACGGAGCGGAUUGUCAACAUGAUUCAUCAAUUGGAAGUCAUUCAACUUAUGGAUACUAGUACUACUAUGACUAGUACUGGUGAUGAUGAUACGAGCAGCAGCAAUACUGUCAUGCCCAAACAACAAAUGCCGGCACAAGCGUUUUUCAUGCUCGCGGGAGACAGCGAUACCGAAUAUGCCUUGGCAACAUCCAUUGGACGAGAAUUGGGAUUUGCCGCACAUCAUGCCAUUCAUCACAUGGCAUUGGUCAAAUUGAUUGCAACACAAACAUGGGGACUGGAUGCCACCACCGAUUUACCAGAAGGAUUUGGAAGAGCACCCAGUACCAUUAAUUUUGACAAUACCAAUACUCAGCAAUAACAUCGUACAGUAACGACAAGAGCAAACAAACACGACAACCACAAUAAAUAGUGGUCAGCUGGGAGGAUAUAUCCCUCUAGCUACUGGGACUUAUGGUAGAGGAGGUUUGGCGAGAGAGGAACUUACGUAGAAGAUCCCCAAGUGCUGACAUGAGCAGGACUCCUACUUGCUAGCUACCGAACCGUAGUUAGAUUAGAGUGAAUUAGAGAUUGCGUACGGUACUAGCUAGCCACACUCAAAGAAUAUUCGUAGCAUCAGCGGCAAUGGUUGACUGUUCUUGGCGGUUGUAUGAACACUCUUUAGAAUACAGAGUGCAAAGGAGUAUAUUGAUCCCUCAGCAAGCUUUCCAGUAUCAAUGAAAGUCUGGGGUGGACUGUGCAUUGGAUUAGAUCAACCCAACAACUCCACCACUAGGAAACAAGUCGCAUGCACAAGCGUCAACACGCAGCAGCUUGUCCACAAAGCGGGAGCAAUUGGGGGUAGCUCAAGAGAUGGAGCACAAAUCAUCAAGGCAACUGUUCUGUGCUGUGUUGUUGCCUUGCGCAACAAUAUCGAGUUCAUCGCCGGACGUUGCCAUACUAUUCUGUAGAGGAACGCCCUUCCACCAACUAGUGGCGAACUGGAACGGGAGCGAGCCCGGCCGGAUGAGACCUAAAUGGAAAUCCGAUAGGAUUGACAUUUAGGUCGAAGCCGGCCGGGCGAGCUCCCGGACAGUGAGACACAGGAGGGGGAAGGGCGUAUCUUCUGGAACCAUGUGACAAUUUCACCUCUAAGUAAGCAAUUGGAGUUUUCUAAGUAAAGAUUAUUUUAGCUCACAUUUUGAGUUUGAAGCCAACCAAAUGGCGCCAUUUUGGCUUCAGCACUUGCUGCAGCACACUCCAAAUCCAAUUGCAGCACGCAACCAACCAACCAACACAACUCGAUCG